Molecule: messenger RNA, 1635 nt
Organism: Peniophora sp. CBMAI 1063
Lineage: Eukaryota; Fungi; Basidiomycota; Agaricomycetes; Russulales; Peniophoraceae
Source: the annotation of a GenBank genome assembly
AUGGCGCCAAGCAUGCAGGCAUUUGAAGAUCUCUUGACAGAUGUUGUCAAGGCAAAACGACUCUCUUCGUCCAAAGUCCAAGAACUCACUGAUAUGGGCAUGCGACUCAUGAAGAGCGACACCCUGCUGGUCUCGGCCCUUUCACGUGCUCAGUCUUCCGCGACGGGCGCUCAUGCCGUUCAUGUGCUCUAUGUGGUCGACUCGCUGGCAAGAACGGCUCGCCGAUACGCCAAUAAACGCGCUCUAUCUGCAGAUGAUGGUGGAAACGCCGCCAGUUUCAUGGAGAAUCUGGCUGCGCUGGUCCCGAUACUUUACACUGGCGUGCUGACGCCUGGUGUUCCAGACGGCAAGGAAAAGGCUAAGAAGAUCCUUGAUAUCUGGCGCAAGGACCAUACGUUCUCCUCAGACGUGUUGGCGGGAUUGGGGAGCCAACUGCAGGAGGCAAGGGCAAAGGAUGAAGUGACCAACAAAACGAAAGCAUCCACGCCACCGCAUGCCGUCCCGACACCGAACGCCGUUGCGUCCUCGUCUACGCCCCCAGUACCGGCUGUCGAUCCAGCUGCGACGCUUCUCAACCUCCUCAACCAAGCGAAAUCCCUCAACCAGGCCAACGCGCUCGCUGGUGCCAUACCCGCUGCCGCUGCUGCCUCAUUACCUCCCGCUACACUGAAUGGACUAGAUGAAACGCAACGUCUACUAUUUCAACACCUUGCUCAGACAGCUGUCAAUGCGAGCACGCCAACACCGCCGCCGGCCAUCAAUACAGCGUCAGUCGAUCCCAGACGGCCGCGCGAUCCUCGACUAGGCAGCGCCAUAUCGCCAGUCACGAACGGCUCCCCAUACGUGAAUGCACCAGCGCCAACAUCAGAUCCCCGAAGACCGGCUCAAGCACAGCCAUCCGACCCUCGGGUUCGUGAUCCUCGGGCUAGGACGCUCGACUCUCCCCUCCGCUCUUCCCAGCCGCGCGAUGAGCGAUCACGUAGUCCGCCUCCUCGCGGCCAAGCUCCCAGUCGGCUUGAGGGCCGACGCGAAAGCCCUAUGCCACAUUCCGCUGUGCCUGCUGCCGUCACUGUACCGGCAGUAGAGAGCGCGGCCACGAGCAACGGGUUGAACGGCAACACCACAGUUGGGGCGGCAGCGCCUGUGACGCUCACGACAUUCGAUUGGGCGGCGUUCGAUCCAACAUCUGCGGCGUCCUGGACUUCCCUCGCCAAAGCCUGGGAGGCGACGCAUGGAUAUGUGCCGAUGCAAGAAGAACUGAUGAUUCUCUUGAACGUCGGUGCAGGGGUUCCGAUGCCUAUGAUGGGUAUGGGCAUGGGAAUGGGAAUGGGCGCGGGCUUGAAUAUGGGCGGAUUUGGCGCGGGCGGCGGACCCGCGUUCGGGGCUGGUGCGCCGGGCGCACAGAAUGGCUUUGGUGCGAGCGCCGGUGCGGGUGCUGGCGUAGGUGCUGGCGUAGGUGCUGGCGCGAGUAGCGGCUUCGGCGGAGGCACCGCGCAUAAUGGGUCCCGAAGCAAAGAUACGGACGCCAUACCUCUCGGCCCCACCGCACCCGCGGAGAACGCGGUCGCUGCCCGGGGAAAAAUGACCCGGGUGGGCGACAAGUGGGUGUUCCAGCCGCAUGCCGCGCAAGCAUGA